ACGUUUGUGACAGCUGUCAUUUUGGUCAAGAACACAAAUGAGUCAUAAUCGAAUUUAGCAACAUUUUAGCAAAAACCAACUUUCUUUGCAAAAUUCAAACACAGAACAACCCCCACAAUGGAGUGGCUUUUUGGUAAACGCCUAACCCCGGAGGAACUCCUUCGCAAGAACCAACGGGCCCUCAACAAAGCAAUGCGGGACUUGGACAGAGAGAAAAUGAAGAUGGAACAACAAGAAAAGAAAGUGAUUAACGACAUCAAAAAACUGGCGAAGGAAGGCCAGAUGGACGCCGUCAAAAUCAUGGCUCGAGAUUUGGUAAGAACCCGCCGCUACGUCAAGAAAUUCAUGUUAAUGAAAGCCAACAUUCAAGCCGUUUCGUUAAAAAUACAAACGCUUAGGUCACAGAAUGCCAUGGCACAAGCUAUGAAAGGUGUCACUAAAGCCAUGCAGAGUAUGAACAGGCAGCUGAAUUUGCCUCAGAUUCAGAGGAUUUUGCAAGAGUUUGAGAAACAGUCGGAGAUUAUGGAUAUGAAGGAAGAGAUAAUGAAUGACGCGAUUGACGACGCGAUGGAAGAUGACGGGGACGAGGAGGAGAGUGAUGCUGUGGUCAACCAAGUUCUUGAUGAAUUAGGUUUGCAGCUGAAUGAUCAGUUGUCGGGGUUACCUCAAACAGGAGGAACUUUACCAAGCACUGGAACAAAACAACCAGCGGCUGCUGCAGCCGCAGCAGGGGGCAACGGAGGGUUGUCAGAUGCUGACGCAGAUUUGCAAGCACGGUUGGAUAAUUUGCGCAGGGAAUAAAUUAGGGUACGUGAAAACUAUUUAAUCUCAAGUGGAUAGUGGCAGAGUAAUGCGACAAGUUUGCCUUGUAUACUCCACGUUUUUAUACAGUUUACAUUUGUAUUUUUGUUGUAUUAAAUUAAUUAUUAUGUAAUUAGUGUUUUGUAGUUUAAAGCUUUAACGAUGUUAAGUGCUUACAUAAAAUAAAGUGUAUAUUUUUGACACA
Molecule: messenger RNA, 1006 nt
Organism: Zophobas morio
Lineage: Eukaryota; Metazoa; Arthropoda; Insecta; Coleoptera; Tenebrionidae
Gene: Vps2
Product: charged multivesicular body protein 2a
Exons: 3
Coding region: 118-801 (227 amino acids)
Biological process (GO): protein transport; late endosome to vacuole transport; endosome transport via multivesicular body sorting pathway
Cellular component (GO): multivesicular body; ESCRT III complex
Source: RefSeq, a predicted model, not a curated record